Plasmodium malariae is the source of this 2463-nucleotide messenger RNA. RefSeq names its product conserved Plasmodium protein, unknown function. Bases 1 to 2463 code for a protein of 820 amino acids. The record is from RefSeq and is a predicted model, not a curated record. Lineage: Eukaryota; Apicomplexa; Aconoidasida; Haemosporida; Plasmodiidae. The transcript has a single exon.
AUGUUGAACAACAAUGGUUUUAAUGGCGGCUUAAAUCAAGUAAACGCAUUUCAAAAUAGUAGUGUUCCUUCCCAAAAUAGUAGUAGCCACAUUCAAAAUAGUAGUGCCCUAUUUCCAAACAGAGCUAAUAAGACCCCUAACCUCUGUAAUAGCAUGUUUGUAAGCAAUAAUAAUAACUUUUGGAAUGGUAUGAAAAACACAAAUAGUAAUAUUAAUGACUCUACUGAAGGGGUUAUUAACAGUAUGUAUGUAGAUGAACAUUUUAACAGAGGCCCCCUGGCGCAUGACUAUAGUAGUAAUAGUAACAUGCUUGGUAAUAGCAUAAAUAACAAUAUAGAUAUUAAUAAUUUACAAAGUAAUAUUAAUUUUUUUAUGAACAAUGAAGAAGGACGAAACUACAACAACCAAGAUGUUUUGUUUACUCAAGUUAAACAAAAUGUUUCAAUUUUUGGAAAUAGACCCAAAAAUAGCCCUCUGUUUAAUAAUGUGACAAGAGAAAAUAGGGCCGAAAAUAGGGCCGAAAAUAGAAGCGAAAAUAGGGCCGAAAAUAGAAGCGAAUAUAGGGGCGAAUAUAGAAGCGAAUAUAGGGGCGAAUAUAGAGGCGCAAAAAGAAGCCAGAGUAGGGGCACAAGGAAGGGCGAAAUUAAAAGCGAAUUUAAAAACGAAAAUAAAAAUGACAUUAUGAACGAAAUUACAAACAACAGUUGGAACGAAGGUAGAAACGAAUCCCCUCACUUUCGAUUCAACGAUUUUGUAAGUAGAGAUAAGUCAAUAUUUGGUAACAGGUUGAGGGAAGGAAAAUUCCUUUUCACACAUAUGAAAAAUGUAAAUCCAGUUUCAUUAUCAAUGAAUGAUCCAAAUGUUAAUUAUUCUACGAAUGCCAAUGUACUACACGUAGGUAAUCAAGAUGGUAGCAAUUAUGCUACUGUUAAUUAUGAUUUAAAGAAUUGUUCUUCCGGCAUGUACAGUGCAUGUAAUAACAAUGGUAUUAUGGCCAAAAAUGCCGGUAUCGUAACAAACGCGCAGAACGGCCUAACUUUCAACGCAUAUGAUAAUGUUAGCAGUAGCAAUUUGAACGGGGGUAAUGUGAAUGGAAGUGGUGCUAAUAAUGGUCUCUUUUCGAAUGCACAUAGCUGUUUACCACCUAGGGGCAGUGAACUAGGCUCAGGGGGGUUCAAUUCCAUUAACAUUUCCGAUAAUUUCCCCAAUAACAUUCAUAACCCAUACCUAUUUCCCAACAGUGCAACGAAUAGUGAACCUAUGCAGGUUAACUAUGCUCUGUUCAACGGAGGGAAUGGGACAAAUAUCCAUGCCAAUUUACCAUACAAUCAUAAUGAAUCAAAUAGUUUAGCCAAUUAUUCGAAUUUUUUACAAAACAUUAAUAGUAAUAGUAAUAACAAUAUUAAUAAUAAUAUUAUUAAUAAUAAUAAUAUUAAUAAUAAUAUUAAUAAUAAUAUUAAUAAUAAUAUUAAUAAUAAUAAUAAUAUUAAUAAUAAUAUUAAUAAUAAUAAUAAUAAUAAUAUUAAUAAUAAUAAUAAUAAUAAUAAUAAUAUGUUAUUCCAAAAUGGUAGCUGCACAAACAGCAUGAACAGUGGAAAUCACUUUGCGCUGAAUAACUCAAACGUAAUGGGUUCGGAUGGUCUUGUAGCGAGUAGCAGUCAUUUAAAUAACUUGAACAAGAACAAUGCAUUCUACAGUAAUAUUAGCAGUGGUGUUAUAGGCAAUGUUAGUGGUGUCGGCAAAAUGGAGCAGGGGAAAAACUUAAGUUGUAACAGCCUCAAACGUAGUAGCCAAGUUGUUGUUGGAAACACAAACUUAAGCAAUCCUUUUAAUUAUAAUGGAAAUUCUCAUUUCCCUGUAGGAGGACAAAAUGAUACUACAAAAAAUGAAUUAAACGAAAUGGUAAGUCAAAUUCAAUUUAACAAUAAUAACGAUAAUAGUAAUGAUAAUAAUAAUAAUAAUGAUAGUAACAAAUUAAAUGAAAUACCCUUCACCAAUGAAAAUGAAAUUUUGUUUGAACAAAAUUAUAUACAGAAUAACCUAAAGAAGAGAAUACUCUUUUUUAAUGAAAAUUUUAUUAAAUCGUUAGAAUCAAUUAAUAAUCAUAAUUUAAAUAGUUAUAAUGAAAACAGGUCUACUAUAUAUACCUUUCCAUGUUCAGAACCUUUUAAUAAUGCUAUAUUUUAUAUAAAAGGAAUUGAAGAAUGUAAAAAUGGAGAUCGCUUUGAUGUUGACAAUGCAUUAUAUAAUAAAAUUAUUUUAAAAAAUAAUACAUUUGAGUUUACUGUUUUAAAAAAUAUUAAUAACAAUGAAAAAAUAAAUCAUGAAGAUAUUGCUUUAGAUAUAUAUUACCCAUUAUUACAUGUAGAAAAAAUAAAAUUUAGACAACCCCUCACAGCUGAAAUUUCAAACCAGCAAAUACACACACCAUUUGAAUUAGGAAAAAUACCAACAGUUAUUUAG